Pseudovirgaria hyperparasitica is the source of this 501-nucleotide messenger RNA. Its product is annotated as nucleic acid-binding protein. The transcript has 2 exons. Gene Ontology annotation, biological process: DNA-templated transcription. Gene Ontology annotation, cellular component: RNA polymerase I complex; RNA polymerase II, core complex; RNA polymerase III complex. Bases 1 to 501 code for a protein of 166 amino acids. Gene Ontology annotation, molecular function: DNA-directed RNA polymerase activity. The record is from RefSeq and is a predicted model, not a curated record. Lineage: Eukaryota; Fungi; Ascomycota; Dothideomycetes; Acrospermales; Acrospermaceae.
AUGGCGGACCCCAAAAUCUUCGAAGAGACCUUUGUGAUCGUCGGACACAACCUCGACACAAGCAAGACCACCACCAAAGUCUACGACAGAGUUACCCGCUGGGCUGCACGAUCGAUACCAGAAGCAACGGGAUCGGGCGAUGAUACUGCGGGCUCCAUAACCAUAUCAUUCGAUGUGUGGAAAGAAGGCUUUCCGUGUGCUGUUGGUGAUCAGAUCACAGUAGCUGUUGCAACGACCCUGAACUUGGAUGGCACAAAGAUGGACAAGGGCUUCAGGCCAUUUGAUGAGAACGAGGUGAACUUGGCUUCGCCGUACCACUACGUCGUCACAGGGACCGUGUACCGUUUUGAGGAGUCUAAGGGAGAUAAUCUUGAAUGUCUACUAUCCGCGGGUGGUCUCUUGAUCCAAAUCAUCGGACCUUAUAAGAAGCUUACGCCAUUGCGAGUACAGGAAGUCUAUGUGCUCUUCAAGAAGGAUUCGGGAGUUAUACCCCAGCUAUAA